Penicillium bovifimosum is the source of this 2061-nucleotide messenger RNA. RefSeq names its product CCCH zinc finger protein. The record is from RefSeq and is a predicted model, not a curated record. NCBI's taxonomy places the organism in Eukaryota, Fungi, Ascomycota, Eurotiomycetes, Eurotiales, Aspergillaceae. Gene Ontology annotation, biological process: box C/D snoRNP assembly. Gene Ontology annotation, molecular function: RNA binding; metal ion binding. The transcript is spliced from 2 exons. Gene Ontology annotation, cellular component: nucleus. The coding region runs from base 1 to 2061 and encodes 686 amino acids.
AUGAGCUCUCAGGGCUUUUCCUUUCCACCUCCCCCUCCGCCCCCGCCGACCACCCACCAACCGUCAGCGAACCCCCCGGUGCGACAUGGACAGUACUCGGGUGGAAGAGGUGUAGAUCAGAGAGGCCGGGGGAGAGGACAGGGUAACCGAGGCCGUGGAGGAGGACACCAGAACAGAACUGGAAGAGCGCCGUCAUAUUCUGCACCUGGACCUCUCGUUGCACAGCCAAAUUAUGGCGGAUAUAUCCCUCAAGCUCUUCCCACAGCGCCUUACAUGCCCCCGUCACCCUAUCAUCACAGCCAACCUUCCGUCUACCAGAACCCUCAGGCUCCGUCCUCAUUCCAGCCUCAACAAUACGGCCAGUCGGUCCCCCCUCAAGGCCAUUUACACAAUCAACACUCUCAACACCCGCAUCCAUUUCCAUACCCGUACACCCAGCCAGGAACCACAGGUCAUCCACAACAUAUGCCCACCAAUACCCCUCCUGCGCAAUACACCCAAGGUUUACAGGCACCUCAUCAGUCAAGUAAUCAUGCAGUAAUGGGCGGUGCGCCGUGGCAUCCUGGGAUGCACGGUGCCGGUUCAUACAUGGGACCCCAAAUGGGGAAAGCACGAGCGCCACGACCCCCUCAUAACAACCACAAUUCCAAUUCACAACCUCAUAAAAGGAACCAUUCAUCUGCGUUCAGCAAGCCCCAGACUACUGCACCCCGAACGCCGGCUGCACCAGCCGUGCCAAGCUUUGGGAACCCUCUGCCAUCAAAACCACCUCUCCCCGCAGACGCCGCGGCUGCCUCAAAGGCAAAGAGGAAAAGACGGAAGCACAAUCAACUCGGUUUGACCCCUCAUGCCAAUGACCAAGAGUCCAGUGAGGAUGAGGGGGCUGAGGAUGAAGAGUCCAAGCUGGCGCAGAGUGUGUCUGAAAAGGCACCUCUUGAGGUGUCUUACAAAGGAAAAACUUCUAAAUUAGAAUCGGCAUCGGAUAUUGCUGCUUGGAUUGCGGAGCGCAAGAAGAGAUUCCCCACCCAAGCUCGGAUUGAAGAAAAGAAGAAGGUUAUGGAAGAAGCCAGCAAAGCCCGGGCAGCAGUGCGUCAAGAAAAGAACAAGGAACAGCAGAAGAAGCGAAAAGAUCAUGGACAAAAACAAAAUGAACCGAUCGCAAGUUCUGCUGCUGAGCCGGUGACGGAUGCUCAGCGCAGAGAGACUAUCCAGCGCGACCUUGAACGAGAGGAGCAACGGAUUCUGAAAGCCAUGGCUGAGACUGAGGCUGCUCGUCUCCGAUUGGAAGCCCUAAAGAAGGAGAAAGAGGCAUUGAGCCUAAGUGCAGGGUCUGACCAGAAGAACGCUACUGCCCAAGAUACACAAGUGAAGCACAACGACUCGGCGCUGGAGUCCGCCACUGAGCCGAAACGCGAAGACUCAACCCCAGGGGCUGUCAUGGAGGCUGAGCCCCAGGAACCACUUCCAGACAUUCAACCCGAACGCGAAGAACCGGGGCCUGUCAUCAAGCCUGAGCCUCAUGUGCCUGACACACUGCCCGACACCUCUAAUCCAGAGAACCAAAUUGAACCAGAACACACAGUCAAACCUGAGGUCCCCUCCUACAAUGAGUUAGAUGUUGCUAUGGACCUUGCGUCCAAUCACGGCAGUGACUGGACCUCUUCGAGCGGUUCCGGCUCAGAUUCCGACAGCGACAGCGACGACGCGCCAGAACAAGCAACUUCACGUCGUACAGGACCAGAGCGAGUGCCUCCCCCGCCCCGCGAAGGCAAAAGGAUGGUAUGUCGCUAUUUUGCGCGCAACGGGCUCUGCAACCGCGGCGACCAGUGCAAAUUCCUCCACGAUAAUGAGACUUCCGACCGUAAUCCCAAGGCAAAGGCCAAGCCGACUGAGAAGAAAGAUAAAGAUACCAAACGCAAGGGACUCUACCAAGCUUUGCUGGACCAACAGAAGGAAGAGGACAACCAGCGGGCAAUGGAAGUGAUCUCCUGGCUGGGUCAAAACAACAUGCUUAUGCCGGCCUCAGAUGAAGGGCCUGCUCCACAUGAUACCCCCAACUAG